ACAGCAGCAGUGAGUGUGUGGAGACGGCGGACCGGCCGGUCGUGACGUCACUCAGCAUGGCGGCUCUGGCUGGCUUGAGGGCACUGGCUAUCUGCAGUGGGGUAUCACGAGCUGCACACGCCGCCUGGUGGCAGCUCCCCCGCUCUCUGGACCGGAGGGGGAAGGGGCAGCUGCUGAUACGCGUGACCUGCGCCGCUGGGGGGCGCCAGUUCAGCUCAGAGGUGAAAAGCGAGGACGAACUGAGGGUCAAAUACCUGGAUGGAGAGGAGCAAGGAAUUGUGGUACUUGGGAUAAAUCGACCGCAUGCGAAAAAUGCCAUCAGUAAAGGUCUAGUGAAGUCGAUGCUAAAGGCUGUUGAUUCGCUGAAGGGUAAUAACAAGGUGAGGACUGUAAUCCUGCGGAGUGAAGUUCCUGGAGUGUUUUGUGCAGGAGCUGAUUUAAAGGAAAGGGCAAAAAUGCAUCCAAGCGAAGUUGGACCAUUUGUUUCAAAGGCUAGAGCAUUGAUGAAUGAAUUUGCAAAUUUACCAAUGCCAACCAUUGUGGCAUUGGAUGGAGCAGCCUUAGGAGGAGGCCUUGAGAUGGCAUUAGCAAGUGACAUCAUUGUGGCAGCUUCUUCAGCAAAAAUGGGUCUUGUUGAAACCAAGUUGGCCAUAAUUCCUGGAGCAGGAGGAACACAGCGGCUACCACGCGCGGUUGGCGUUGCUAUUGCAAAGGAGCUUAUAUUCUCUGCACGCGUUUUGGAUGGCAAUGAAGCAAAAUCCAUUGGUUUGGUCAGCCAUGUUGUAGAACAAAAUGAGGAAGGAGACGCUGCUUACCGAAGGGCUGUUGCUUUAGCUAGGGAAUUCAUAUCUCAGGGACCAAUUGCGAUGAGAAUGGCGAAAUUAGCGAUCAACCAAGGCAUUGAGGUGGACUUGGCAACAGGCUUAGCUAUAGAAGAAGCUUGCUAUGCUCAGGUUAUCCCAACAAAGGAUAGGCUUGAAGGCUUAUUAGCAUUUAAAGAAAAAAGGCCUCCACGUUUCAAAGGAGAAUAAGGAAGGACAGAAGCGCCUUCUUAAACGUAGGGUAGAAAGGGAAUCGACAUGGGGACCUUCUUUCUGUUUCUUGCCUCAGAACGUGGAAUUUCACAACCUUGGAAAUUAAAGUAAAUAUUGGAAACAUUACGGCAGCUGGAAUAUGCCCAUACAUGUACCUGUCUAAAGUAUGUGUUUCAGAUCAUUUUGAUAGUCUCUGACAGAGCCUGUGCCUACAUGCACUGUCACUCAUAUUUGCCUGGUCUAAAUUACUUGAAAUUUGAGAGACUUGAGCAGCAAACACUAGUACGUCUCAGAGCUACGCACAAUGGCAAGUCCUUUGUUUUCUUAUUUGCUUCAGCAGCAUUGUAGGUAAUGAAACAAUGUAUAAAUAGAAUGUCAUAGUAAUGUGAAAUAAAGCCAUAGAAAUGACUAUUCAUAUUAUCAAUGACAAUGCAUUUCAGUAAAGAGCCCAGUUGGGAUGUGUGAACCAAUAAAGCUAUUAUACAGCAAA
Molecule: messenger RNA, 1524 nt
Organism: Hyla sarda
Lineage: Eukaryota; Metazoa; Chordata; Amphibia; Anura; Hylidae
Gene: AUH
Product: AU RNA binding methylglutaconyl-CoA hydratase
Exons: 10
Coding region: 57-1031 (324 amino acids)
Biological process (GO): fatty acid beta-oxidation
Cellular component (GO): mitochondrion
Molecular function (GO): enoyl-CoA hydratase activity
Source: RefSeq, a predicted model, not a curated record